Messenger RNA from Ogataea angusta, 912 nucleotides. RefSeq lists its product as uncharacterized. The coding region runs from base 1 to 912 and encodes 303 amino acids. Gene Ontology annotation, biological process: intracellular protein transport; retrograde transport, endosome to Golgi. Gene Ontology annotation, cellular component: retromer complex; endosome. The transcript has a single exon. Lineage: Eukaryota; Fungi; Ascomycota; Pichiomycetes; Pichiales; Pichiaceae. The record is from RefSeq and is a predicted model, not a curated record.
AUGUCUUUUAUAUUCAAGUCGCCGCUCGAUAUAGAGCUUCGUCUUGACGGAGAGGACUCGCGCGAGACGGUAGAACAGAAGGGCAUCAAGGGUCGCAAGGAGAAACUGCCAUUGUACAAGGACGGCGAGACCGUUAAGGGCCAGGUGACCAUACGAACCAGAGACAACAAGAGGGUGGAACACACAGGAAUCAAGAUCCAGCUUCUAGGCACGAUAGAGACCAACAACGACGGCCUAGUGACCGACAAUUUCCUUUCAAUGGCGCACGAGCUCGCCAGUCCCGGCGAACUCAGACAUCCAGAGACGUUUCCGUUCGAGUUUAGAAAUGUCGAGAAACAGUACGAAAGCUACCGCGGCAUAAAUGUGCGUCUGCGGUACUACCUCAAGGUGACUGUUUCGCGCAAGUCGGCAGACGUGAUCAGAGAAAAAGAGCUGUGGGUGUACCAGUACCAGGACCCGCAGAGCGAAGGCUCCGAGAGUUUAGUGCCUACAAGCUCGGUGAAAAUGGAUGUGGGGAUUGAGGAUUGUCUGCACAUUGAGUUUGAGUACUCCAAGAACAAAUACUCGCUAAAAGACGUGAUUGUGGGAAGAAUAUACUUUUUGCUGGUGCGACUCAAAAUCAAGCACAUGGAGCUGUCGCUCAUACGAAGAGAGUCGUGCGGAGCGCCGCCGAACCAGCUGAACGAGAGCGAGACCGUUGUCAAGUUUGAAAUCAUGGACGGAGCCCCUGUCAGAGGAGAGACGAUUCCAAUAAGACUGUUCUUAGGCGGAUUCGACCUGACACCGACGUACAGAGACGUCAAUAAGAAAUUCUCUACAAGGACGUUUCUCAGCCUAGUCCUGAUAGACGAGGAUGCUCGUCGGUACUUUAAACAGAGCGAGAUCAUACUGUAUAGGGAAAAGAACGAAUAA